AUGAAGAAACCUGUACAGCAAACUUUCUGUCAGACUACUCUUAUCGGCUCCCAGAAGAUGCUGCCCAUGCAUCUGCUGCUGCUGCUAUUCAGCUUUGCAAUUGUAAUGCAGUCUGUGGUCAGGGGUGCUUCAUCGUUGCCCCACCCUGGUUGCCCGGACAAGUGUGGCGACGUCGACAUUGUGUACCCAUUCGGGAUUGGCCCUGGCUGUGCAAUGGAAGAAGGAUUUGAGCUUCACUGCAACAAGUCUCAGGAUGGCCACAAGAAUGUGACUUACUUGUCUAACCUGCCGGUAGUUGACAUAUCUCUGCUCAAAGGCCAUGUUCGGAUGAUGAGUUACAUCGCUUCCACGUGCCACAACCACUCAACCACAUACCUCCUGGACUUCCGUGGCACGCCAUUCACGGUCUCAGAGAAGGAGAACAUGUUCACAGUUAUUGGAGCCAACGCACUCGCUUCCAUGGCUGGCGCAAGGCAAUCUGCCAUCUAUGUGAUCGGGUGCUUGACGCAGUCCUCACCUUACAAAAACCUCGCAGCACAAGAGGGGAAGUGCACCGGUGUUGGCUGCUGCCAGGUUGCACUCAGUAGCCGCUUGUCCUACCACAAUAUUUCCUUCCGUGAUGCUAGUGCAUCUGAUGAGAAUGCAAGUGGCAUGGAUGGCGAAAGGCACUGCAGAUACGCCAUGGUGGUGGAGGCCGACAAAUUUAAGUUCCACACAGCGUAUUUGAAUGCGACAAACUUCUGGGAUGAGCACAAAGGUGAAGUCCCGAUAAUUCUAAACUGGGCCGUCGGCAGUAAGACUUGCGAUGUUGCCAAGAAGGAUACAGCUUCCUAUGCCUGCCGUAGCAGCAACAGUUAUUGCAUCAAUUCAACCAGUCAUCCUGGUUAUCUCUGCAACUGCUCUGACGGCUACCGAGGCAAUCCUUAUCUUUCUGGUAGUGGUGGAUGUCAAGACAUCAAUGAGUGUGACCUUAAUCCACCUCCAUGCCCUGGGUAUUGCAUCAACACACAAGGCAGUUUCUUCUGCCAGAACACAAAGAAUCGAAGCUUCUCACACUCUGGCACCGCGAUAAUAUCUGUUGGCCUAAGCGUUACAGUUGUCAUGCUGGUCAUAGCAGUCACCUGCUCAUAUUUGAUCCGUGAAAGGAGGAAACUGGCCAACAUCAAGGAGAGAUACUUCCGACAACAUGGGGGCCUGCUACUGCUGGAACAGAUAAGCUCAGGGCAAGGCACUACAUUCACAAUCUUCACAGAAGCAGAGCUCAUGGAGGCAACGGACCAGUUUGACGACAAGAAUGUCCUUGGCCGUGGUGGCCAUGGGACUGUUUACAAAGGCACGCUCAAGAACGGCACUGCGGUUGCGAUCAAACGGUGCAUAUCCAUGACUGAUGAGCAGCAGAGGAAAGAAUUUGGUAAGGAGAUGCUCAUUCUAUCCCAGGUCAACCACAAGAACAUUGUGAAGCUCCUAGGCUGCUGCCUUGAAGUAGAGGUCCCGAUGCUAGUCUACGAGUUCAUCCCCAAUGGCACACUGUUUCAAUUCAUCCAUGGCAUCAAUGGCUGCCGUAGCACUCCCUUCUCAACUCGAAUAAGGAUUGCCCAUGAAUCUGCACUAGCAAUGGAUUACCUGCACUCAUGUGCAUCACCACCAAUCCUUCACGGUGACGUCAAAUCCUCCAACAUACUUCUUGACGACAAUUACUCCGCUAAGGUAUCAGACUUCGGAGCAUCGAUUGUGGCACCAACUGACGAGUCCCAAUUUGUCACUCUGGUGCAAGGGACCUGCGGGUACCUGGACCCUGAGUACAUGCAGACAUGUCAACUGACAGAUAAGAGUGACGUCUACAGCUUCGGCGUCGUUCUCCUGGAGCUGAUCACUGGCAAGAAGGCACUCAGCCUACAAGGGCCUGAGAGCGAGAGGAGCCUUUCCAUGAGGUUCUUGUGCGCUUUGAAGGAGGGAAGGCUCAUGGACGUGAUAGAUGACCACAUCAAGGGUGAAGAGAACGUUGGGCUGCUGGAGGAGGUCGCCGACCUCGCAAGGCAGUGCCUGGAGAUGGCUGGUGAGAAUCGCCCAGCAAUGAGAGAAGUUGCAGAGAGGCUUGACAGGCUGAGGAAAGUGAUGCAGCACCCGUGGAUGCAGCGUAACCCCGAGGAGGUGGAGAGCUUGCUCGGAGGCAGAGAGCCGUCGGUGGCCGGCGUGGAGAUGGUCAGCAGCACUACGUUUCUCACCAUGGAGAAGCGCGUUGGUUUACUAGAGUUUGGGCGGUAGACUUGAGCUGAGCCCAUCAAAUUUUGCUAAUCAUCCAUUGCUUUGGGAGGAAAAAAGUGACUGUUUGGGUUUGGCUUGUUUAGUCCAGUUUUGUCCUUUCACUCUUUCUUGGAGAAAUAUGUGUAGCCCAAUCUUGUUAGUUUUUUGCUGCACUUCAUGUCCCCCUGGUCUGUAUGUAUAGUAGGCCUGGACAAAAGUAUUGCGAAA
Messenger RNA from Setaria italica (foxtail millet), 2472 nucleotides. Its product is annotated as wall-associated receptor kinase 5. NCBI's taxonomy places the organism in Eukaryota, Viridiplantae, Streptophyta, Magnoliopsida, Poales, Poaceae. Gene Ontology annotation, biological process: cell surface receptor signaling pathway; protein phosphorylation. The coding region runs from base 1 to 2265 and encodes 754 amino acids. Gene Ontology annotation, cellular component: plasma membrane. The record is from RefSeq and is a predicted model, not a curated record. Gene Ontology annotation, molecular function: calcium ion binding; polysaccharide binding; ATP binding. The transcript has 4 exons.